AUGGAGAAUCGACGCGUCGUAGUGACUGGGAUCGGGGCUGUAAGCCCAUUGGGAAAUGAUGCCAAAUCAACCUGGGAAAGCAUGAAAGUCGGCCGAAGUGGCAUUGGCCUCAUCAAGUCUAUGGAUACCAGCGAGUAUCCGGUCAAGAUCGCCGGUGAAGUGCGUGAUUUUGAUCACACUCAUUACUUUUCCAAUCCCAAGGAUGCCCGACGCAUGGACCGCUAUGCCCAUCUUUCCAUCGCGGCAGCUCAAAUGGCUCUCACUGAGUCGGGUCUUGCCGAAGGCGAGGUGGAUCGAGAUCGGGUGGGCGUGAUGCUUGGGAGUGGAAUCGGCGGAUUGGGCACUCUUGAAACCAACCACACCACUCUGAUGAGCCGCAGUCCGAGCCGCGUUUCGCCCUUCACCAUCCCGAUGAUGAUUUCCAAUAUCGCAAGCGGAGUGUUUUCGAUGGAGCACGGGUUCGGUGGUCCCAACAUGGCCAUUGUGACCGCUUGUGCGACUGCGAAUCACAGUAUCGGAGAAGCCUGGCGCAUGAUCAAAUUUGGAGAUGCCGAAGCAUUUAUUGCCGGAGGUUCGGAAGCGGCCAUUCUCCCGAUGGGCCUUGCAGGAUUCGGCAACAUGAAAGCUCUAAGCACUCGUAAUGACGACCCGGCGGCCGCUUCGCGUCCUUUCGAUACCGGUCGUGACGGAUUCGUGAUGGGCGAGGGUGCUGGCGUCGUAGUGAUCGAGGAAUUUGAGCACGCCAAGAAGCGGGGUGCCACUAUUCUUGCCGAGCUCACAGGCUAUGGCCUGAGUGCAGAUGCUUAUCACCUGACAUCACCUCAUCCCGAAGGAUUGGGGGCGGCCCGUUGUAUGGAAAUGGCGCUUAAGCACGCCAGGCUAAACCCGGAGGAUGUGCAAUACGUGAAUGCUCACGGCACUUCGACCCCGCAGGGUGAUAUUUGUGAGAGCAAAGCGAUCAAGAAAUCAUUUGGGAACUGGGCCAAAGAAGGACUAGUGGUCAGCUCAACCAAAUCAAUGACCGGCCACCUCCUUGGUGCUGCGGGCGGAGUGGAAAUUCUGGCCUGUAUUAAUGCCAUCCGCGACGGAGUGAUUCCGCCCACGAUCAAUCUUGAAGAUCAGGAUCCUGAAUGCGAUCUCGACUACUGCGCCAACACCGCGCGCGAAGUCGAAAUUAAGGCUGCCUUGAGCAACUCCUUUGGCUUCGGCGGGCACAAUGCCUCCCUGUUGGUAGAGAAGUUUUAG
Nerophis lumbriciformis (worm pipefish) is the source of this 1245-nucleotide messenger RNA. Lineage: Eukaryota; Metazoa; Chordata; Actinopteri; Syngnathiformes; Syngnathidae. The record is from RefSeq and is a predicted model, not a curated record.